CAGAACAGCUGUGCUUUAGGCCGCUAUUGAUUAGCAAAAGUAAACAGGUUUUUUCACAAACUGAUAAAUUGUGCUACUUAAUAGGAAUAUUCCAUUAAAUAUUAACAACAUAUGGCUGCAAUUAGACAGUUCGCCAACAAAGGCUUAUAUUUAUCGGAAAUAAAUAGGCCUUUUAGGUCUAACGGCUUCCUACGCAAUAUGUCAACAAAUCCGGCGCCUAUACUGUAUUCCUUUUGGUCAAGUUCGUGUUCAUGGAGAGUUCGCAUUGCACUUGCAAUUAAGAAGAUAGAGUACGAAAUGAAACCCACUUCUUUGCUAAAGACAGACUGCGAACAUGCCUAUACGGAUGAAUACAGGGAAGUAAAUCCCAUGCAAAAGGUUCCUUCGUUGAAGAUUGAUGGACAUACAUUGUGCGACUCGGUGGCUAUAAUGCAUUACCUGGAUGAAACCCGACCUCAGCCUGCUCUCCUGCCCCAAGAUCCGGUCAAAAAAGCAAAGGUCCGAGAAAUUGUGGAGCUAAUUUGCUCGGGAAUUCAGCCUUUGCAGAACAGUGCGGUCAUGGAUCAUAUAGGCAAGGAUAAGAGUUUGGAAUGGGCACAGCACUGGAUUUCUCGAGGAUUUCAAGGUCUGGAGAAGAUUCUCUCCCAAUCGGCAGGAAAGUUCUGUGUGGGAGAUGAGCUUACAAUGGCUGAUAUUUGUCUUGUGCCUCAGGUUCGCAAUGCCAGAAUAUACAAAGCUGACCUGAGUUUAUAUCCAACCAUAGUUCGUUUGGAUCAGGACCUUCAAAAUCUGGAAGUUUUUAAAACCACCCAUCCCAGUAAACAGCCAGAUUGCCCACCAAAAUUUGUCAAGAAAUAGUCAACUCUUUAUAAGCA
Molecule: messenger RNA, 875 nt
Organism: Drosophila suzukii
Lineage: Eukaryota; Metazoa; Arthropoda; Insecta; Diptera; Drosophilidae
Product: probable maleylacetoacetate isomerase 1
Biological process (GO): glutathione metabolic process; L-phenylalanine catabolic process
Cellular component (GO): mitochondrion; cytoplasm
Molecular function (GO): glutathione transferase activity; maleylacetoacetate isomerase activity
Source: RefSeq, a predicted model, not a curated record